This is a messenger RNA of Closterium sp. Naga37s-1, 3153 nucleotides long. The record is from the annotation of a GenBank genome assembly. NCBI's taxonomy places the organism in Eukaryota, Viridiplantae, Streptophyta, Zygnematophyceae, Desmidiales, Closteriaceae.
AUGUCGAUCCAUGCCAUUCCGUGCCAUUCCCUGUCAUUCCGUGCCAUUCCUGUUGCUCCCUGUCAUGGCUCCAAAUCUCCCUCCUUCCACUCCCUCCCUACUCGCCCUUCUCUUCCCCCAACUUCCUCCCCUCCUCCGCAGCAAGCAUCCAACGACAGCACCGCACUCCACCCAUCAGAACUUCCCUCACUUAACACCAAACCCACCGCUGCUGCUUCAACACCCAUCCCCACCCCACCCACGCCACGUACUCCCAGUCUCUCCUCUCUCCUCCCCUCUCCGCUCCCUCGCUCCGUCCUCCUCCCUCUACUCGCGGCGGCCAUAGCUGCAGCCACGUUCUUCUCCUCCCUCUCCUGGCGCCUGGGAGGAGGAGGGGGUGCUCCCUUCGCCGCUCUGCUGCGCCCUCCCCCUGCCGCUGCUGCCAGCAACCAGAUCGUCCUGACCCCGCCCCCACCGGGCACAGCCAGUCCAGCGGCGCUCAAGUCACCCCAGCAGCGUGCAGGCAUCACGGAUAAGGCCCUCUAUGCCAUCGAUCUCUCUCAAUCCCUCCAUUUUAUCCCUUUCCACCGCUCUCCACCCCUCUCAGAUCGUGCUGACCCCGCCCCCACCCGGCACAGCCAGUCCAGCGGCGCUCAAAUCGUGCUGACCCCGCCCCCACCCGGCACAGCCAGUCCAGCGGCGCUCAAGUCACCCCAGCAGCGAGCAGGCAUCACCGAUAAGGCCCUCUAUGCCAUCGACCUCUUCCUCACCACUGAACCUUCUGGGAAGCUCCUGCUGCUCUCAGUCCUCUGGGUGGCACUCAUGCUCGUGGGAGCCAAGCCAACUCCUGCUGCUCUCUGUCCUCUGGGUGACCCUCAUGCUGCUGGAAACCUUCAAGUUCACAAAUGUUUGAGCCGCCCCAAUCAUAUUUCCUUUCCCCCGCUCUCUCCCCCCCUUUUCCCCCAGCUCCUGCUGCUCUCUGUCCUCUGGGUGGCCCUCAUGCUGCUGGGAGCCGGAGCCUUCAUCGCUGCAGCCAAGGCGACCAAUGAGGACGUGCCAUUUGGCGAGGCUGUGUGGGUCUCGUGGACCAUGCUGUCAGACCCCGGCCAGCAGGGCGCUCAGUCGCCCACCAUCAAGGGUCUGCUGCUGCUGACGCUGCCGGUGCCUGUACUAGUGGGUCUGGACUCGAUAUGGAAGCGGGUGCUGUCAGUGGUGCUGACACUAAAGGGGUUGCUGCUGCUGGCGCUGCUGGUGGGUCUGGCAGCCGUGACCUUCCCAGUGCCACCACCCUCCCUCUUCACGUCCCCUGCUCUGCGAUCUCCCCCCACCUCCCCACCCCAGGACUCAAUCUGGAAGCGGGUGCUGUCGGUGGUGCUGACCAUCAAGGGCCUGCUGCUGCUGGCGCUGCUGGUGGGUCUGGCCACUGAUGGCGUGGCGAAGCAGGUGGACGAUCUGAACAAGGGCAAGGGGGCCGUCAUGGAGCGCGGACACGUGCUGGUCGUGGGCUGGACCCCGCGCACUAUCCCCCUGGUGCAGCAGCUGGUGGGGGCGGACGGCAGUCGGGCGGUGGUGGUGCUGGCGGGUGGCAAGGGCAAGGAGGAGAUGGACAGUGCGCUGCUAGAUGCCAUUCCCAAGAGCGAACGACAGAAGGCGGGAGGCGGGCAGAUUGUGACGCGCACCGGCUCGCCAUUCCACUCGGAGGACCUGGCGCGCUGUGCUGCUGACGCUGCGCGCUCCAUUGUGCUGCUCUCCCCGCCCGUCUCCGACCCCUCUCAAGCCGACGCCUUCGUGAUCCAAGCCAGUCUCGCACUCGCCAACCGCGCUGACAUCAGCGCUGACAUCAUCGCGGAGCUCUCUUCACUCUCCAACGUGCGCCUGCUGCAACGCCUCCACCGCACCCUCCUCGCGCCCUCCCCCUCCACCACCGCCACCACUGCCCAAGCACCGCCCACUGGCAUGAGGGGGCGCAGGAGGCGGCUGGUGCCGGUGGCGGCGGAGAACCUGUCGCUGCGCACGCUUCUGUCCGCUGCUGUGCACCGCGGCACUGCUGACGUCACCGCUGACCUGCUUGACUUUGAGAACGACGAGUUCUACUUCAAAGAGUGGCUAGAGCUAGUGGGGCGCACGUUUGGCGAUGCGCUCUUUCUAUUUGACAACGCCACCCCCUGUGGGCUCAUGAAGGCUCCCAAGCACCACACCGCACCCGAUGCUUCCGGUGGUGCUGGUAGCACAAUGGGCGAGGUGCUCGUGAACCCGCCCAGCUGGACGCUCAUAGAGCCUGGAGACAAGCUCCUAGUGAUAGCAGCGGAUCGCAACAGCUACCGCCCGGGACCCAGCCGCCUGCCGCCCCCGCCGUCCGAGCUCACUGCUGCAGCUGUCCCGGCAGCCACUCAGAAAGCGCCACGUGGCACCAGCAGCAGCAGCGUGGGUGGCAAGCAGCAUGUGCUUAUAUGCGGAUGGCGGCCGGAAGCAAAGCAGCUGGUGGAGCUGUUGCCCUCGAUACUGGCACAAGGCAGUGAGGUGACGGUGGUGGCGACUCACAUCUCCCCAACAGACGAGCUGCUGCUGGGGAACAUUCGCAGGCACAAAAAGCUCCCCAUCCGCAUCAAGCGAGGCAGCCCAGCAGACCGGGAGGUGCUGGAGUCGCUGCCUCUUGAGACCGUCGACUCGGUGAUUCUGCUGCAGUCAACGCAAGUCAACGGGGGGGAGAACGGGGAGGACGAGGAGGAGGAUGCUGGCAUGGUGGACAGCUCACAGGCUACAGUGACCGCGCUGCUUAUCAGGAGCAUUCAGACGGCCAGGGGGGGAGCACAAGAGGCGGCAAUAGUGGCAGAGGUGCCGGCGAGUGAGAGGGACGUGGCGAGGCAGGUGGAGCGGCAUGCACUGGACGGAGCUGUGUGUCCCGAGCACCUGGAGGCUCAAGUGCUGGCGCAGAUCACACACGACCCGGAUGUGGGCACGGUGUUGGACGAGAUAAUCGGGUCGGAGAGGAAUCGCAUGGCGGUGCGGCGAGCAGACGAGUUUAUCGGGGAGCACGAGGCAGGCAUCUUCAACCUCUGGGAGAUGCAGCCCCAGCGAAGUUCCCCCCUUCCUCCCCUUUAUCAACCCAACUCCUCCCGCCCGACCCACCCCCCUCCUCUCCCCCCACCACCAGGCGCGGGUGCGCAUGAGUGA